Molecule: messenger RNA, 1150 nt
Organism: Spinacia oleracea (spinach)
Lineage: Eukaryota; Viridiplantae; Streptophyta; Magnoliopsida; Caryophyllales; Amaranthaceae
Product: probable E3 ubiquitin-protein ligase RHA4A
Exons: 3
Coding region: 86-724 (212 amino acids)
Biological process (GO): protein ubiquitination
Molecular function (GO): transferase activity
Source: RefSeq, a predicted model, not a curated record
AGAACCAAAACUCUCCCUCUCUUUUUGUCUCUAAAUAUCAUACUUCAAAACUGUGUGCAUUUUAAAUUAGAAAAAAAAUAUUAAAAUGGGGAGACAUGAAGAUGAAAUUCCUGCAAAUCCAAAUUUAUAUCCAGAAGAGCUACAACUUAAAUUGUAUCAAGCUUUUAUAUUCUCAAUCCCAAUAUUAUUUUCCAUAAUUUUGUUUCUUUUAUUUUAUCUGUUUUAUCUCAAGAGAAGGGCCAACAAUAAUUUGUCAGUACAACCCUCGAGAUUACAACAGUCUGCCUCUUUCCUUUCCCCACCAUGGAGUGUGGGGAUCAAAGGAGAGAUGAAAGACAAGCUACAAGUAAUCCAAUUUGAUGAAGAACAAAGAGCAAGAGAUUCACUAUGUUGUGUAUGCUUGGGAGAGUUUGUGUUGAAAGAGGAGCUAAGACGAUUGCCACUAUGCAAACACGUGUUCCAUGGUGAUUGCAUCCGUCUAUGGCUCCGAACCAAUGCCACGUGUCCUCUAUGCAGGUGCACUGUCAUACCUGCACUGAAAAUGGGUCGUCCUGUUGGGCUUGGGCCAGACCAUAUUACCCAAGGGAAUGAUAACCCUGGCCCGCAGCAUGAGCAAGUAAAUGAUGGAAGUAGUAGUUCGGUUGUGCUAAAUAAUUCAAGACCAAGAGAGCAUGUAGUUCAAAUUGGAGAGGAACCAUCUUCCAAUAGUAGCAAUACUUCAUAAAAAUUAACGUCUAAUAUAAUUCUAACUUCAACCAAAGUAAUUUGCCAAUAUAUAAUGAUCAAUUGAUCAUCAUCCAAUUCGGUUACUGAUAUCGGGAGUGUUAAUUUCCUCUUGAGGAGAUAAAGAAGAACUAUUGAGCAUAUACGACUGUGGUGGUACCUUGAAUAGUUGUACGUGGCAAUAUCUGAGACGACUAUGCAUGGGAUAUGGCGAUAUAUGUUUAUGUUGGUGUAUAUUUUCGGUGACUUGUAAUGUGGUGUUUUUUUCACCUAAGUGUGGUAGUGUGAUGUACAAAAAUUUUAGUGUGUCUUUUGAGGAGUCAAGGAACUAACAUGGUUCCUGGUGUGGUCUAUACGGAGGAGGUUGACCCAAAGUUUUGUAGCUUAAUUAGGAUGAAAUUUGAAUGAAAUUGAAUAAAAAUUUCAA